Abrus precatorius (Indian licorice) is the source of this 548-nucleotide messenger RNA. Its product is annotated as selenoprotein K. Bases 32 to 457 code for a protein of 141 amino acids. Gene Ontology annotation, cellular component: Golgi apparatus; endoplasmic reticulum membrane. Gene Ontology annotation, biological process: endoplasmic reticulum calcium ion homeostasis; calcium ion transport. The transcript has 4 exons. NCBI's taxonomy places the organism in Eukaryota, Viridiplantae, Streptophyta, Magnoliopsida, Fabales, Fabaceae. The record is from RefSeq and is a predicted model, not a curated record.
ACCGUUGAAUUGAAUAAGCAGAUAUAAUAAUAUGAAUCAAUUGAAUUGCAUAAAAUUUAGAUAUCGAUAUCCCCAGUUUUCCUUUCCCUUCAAUUGCAGCAAUUUCCAUCUUUGUCCCAUGGCUUACGUUGAGCGAGGUGUUGUAAAAUCAAAGCGAUCAAUAUGGCGACUUAAAACAAUCACUGAUUUUUUCUGGGCCAUUGUUAACUUCAUAGGCGUCUUUUUUGCAACAAUGUUCUCGAUGGAAAAGUCAGAUGCCUACAGAAAAGGUUCUGUUGGUAAGAAAUGGGAUGGAGGUGCUCCAGGAGGAGGACCUGGUGGAGGUGGUGGUGGUGGACCAUAUGGUGGAGGCCCGCGAGGCCCUCCCCGUGGCGGUCUUGACAAUGUUCGUGGGUUAGAUAGUAUUAGGGGACGUGACCAUAGUUCACUGCCUGCCUGCGGUUCUUGCUGUGGCUAAGCGUUAUCCAUCCCCAUUUGUCUAUAUGCCUUGUAUUAAAUGCAAAUAUUAGUAACUUUCGGGCUUUACAUGUGGGCAUAGGCUGAAAUAU